Molecule: messenger RNA, 1470 nt
Organism: Centropristis striata (black sea bass)
Lineage: Eukaryota; Metazoa; Chordata; Actinopteri; Perciformes; Serranidae
Gene: igfbp2a
Product: insulin-like growth factor binding protein 2a
Exons: 4
Coding region: 16-1023 (335 amino acids)
Biological process (GO): regulation of insulin-like growth factor receptor signaling pathway
Cellular component (GO): extracellular region
Molecular function (GO): insulin-like growth factor II binding; insulin-like growth factor I binding
Source: RefSeq, a predicted model, not a curated record
CAUAUUAACACCCACAUGUGGCCCCAAGAGCAAACCUGGGAAUUUGUAGGACCCAGCAGACCUCCCAGCCCCGGCUUCACCUGUUCGCAUGCACAUUUCUUCCCCUUUUUUUCCCACUUGGGAUUGCCUUGCAUCGCCCCCAUGAUAAUGACCAAAAACCUCAUGCCUCUAACAAUGCUGUCGUACGCGGGCUGCAGCCUGCUGAUCCUCUCCGCGUCCCUCGCCGGUGCCUCCCUGGCCGAGAUGGUGUUCCGCUGCCCGGGCUGCACCGCGGAGCGCCAGGCACUGUGCCCGAGGCUCACCGAGACUUGCGCGGAGAUUGUGCGCGAGCCGGGCUGCGGGUGCUGCCCCGUGUGCGCCCGGCAAGAGGGCGAGAUGUGCGGCGUGUACACCCCGAGGUGCUCCACCGGGCUGCGAUGCUACCCGACGCCAGACUCGGAGCUUCCUCUGGAGCAACUGGUGCAGGGCCAGGGCCAGUGCCGGCGCAAAGUGGACACCGAGACGACCACUUACAGCCAGGAGCACCGGGAGCAAACCAGCGGUGAAGCUGUGGAGCCGUUGCCCGAGCAGGGUGUGAGCGAGAUCCCGGCCAUCCGGAAGCCCAGCAAAGAGACGACCUGGCUGGGCCCCAAAGAGAGCGCCGUACGCCAGCACAGGCAGGAAAUGAAGACCAAGAUGAAGACCAACAAGGUGGAAGAGGUGAAACCUGCACGACCCAAACAGACUCAGUGUCAGCAGGAGCUGGACCAGAUCCUGGAGAGGAUAUCUAAGAUGCCCUUCAGAGAUAACCGAGGUCCCCUGGAAGACUUGUACGCCCUGCACAUCCCCAACUGCGACAAGAGAGGGCAGUAUAAUCUCAAACAGUGCAAGAUGUCUCUCCAUGGUCAGAGGGGCGAGUGCUGGUGCGUCAACCCCCACACCGGCCGACCUAUCCCAUCAGCCCCCACUGUGAGGGGCGACCCCAACUGCAGCCAGUACCUCAGAGAGCUGGAGCUGGAGCUUCCUGACAUGGCCCAGAUAUAAUGUGGCAUGAAAUAAAAAAAAACAAACUGUAAAGUACUUGGGAACAAAGAACAUCUGAGUAAGCUAUAUAUUAUCUUUCUGUGUGUAUGUGUCUCUAGUUCAUUUGAUGACAGUGACAUUUGAAAUCUUAACCACCAAAAAGGAUUAAACGAUAGAAUCCAGCUUGCUGCGUAGGAUGUAACUGCAGAUUAUUUUAGGGAGAAGUAAAGAUAAGACUCCUUUAUCCUCAUAGAUAUUCAGUAGAUGUCAGCGGGAGUGUUGGUGACUUUGCUUUUACUAAUUGUGCUCAGAUUUGCUCUGUUGUCAUUGUUUUGUACUGUAUGUGUUGAAAAAAUGAAAAGCCUUCAACAUAUUUGGUGUUUUUAGGUGUUUUUUCCUUGUCCUAGCUUGCAGACUACUGUUACGCCUCAUUAACAGAUAAUGCUAUUAAAAUGGUAAUAAAUUCAA